Molecule: messenger RNA, 2436 nt
Organism: Melospiza melodia melodia
Lineage: Eukaryota; Metazoa; Chordata; Aves; Passeriformes; Passerellidae
Gene: TUBB1
Product: tubulin beta 1 class VI
Exons: 4
Coding region: 264-1571 (435 amino acids)
Biological process (GO): mitotic cell cycle; microtubule cytoskeleton organization
Cellular component (GO): cytoplasm; microtubule
Molecular function (GO): structural constituent of cytoskeleton; GTP binding; GTPase activity
Source: RefSeq, a predicted model, not a curated record
AGUAAAAUUAGUUUUCUAAUUUUCCUGCAGAAGCUUCUAGUGACUGUGUGAAUGGAUUAUCAGUCUCUUUUGCAUACAUUAGAUAGAAGUUUUCAUGUUUGAUAAACAGGUUUACUAAACCACAGACAGUUCUUCCCUCCUAGCUUCUCUUCCUUGGCUUUCAGCACUUUUUGCAGAGGGCCUGAGGUUUAUUAGCUCCACACGAUGAGCAGAGAAACUGAGGCACAGAGAACAAACACAGGAAAAGGAACAGCAGAGCACGAAUGGAGCCUUUCUGGGAGGUGCUUGGUGAGGAACAUGGCAUUGACAUCACUGGGAACUACCGUGGGGAUUCACCACUGCAGCUGGAGCGAAUUAACGUGUACUUCAAUGAGGCUUAUUCCCAUAAGUACGUACCCCGUUCCAUCCUGGUGGACCUGGAGCCUGGGACGAUGGACAGUGUCCGCUCCAGCAGAAUCGGGCCCCUCUUUCGGCCUGACAACUUCAUCCAUGGUAAUUCAGGUGCUGGCAACAACUGGGCCAAGGGCCAUUACACAGAAGGUGCUGAACUAAUUGAAAACGUCAUGGAUGUGGUCAGGAACGAGUGUGAGAGCUGUGACUGCCUUCAGGGGUUCCAGCUCAUCCAUUCCCUUGGUGGUGGCACGGGCUCAGGCAUGGGGACGCUCCUCAUCAACAAGAUCAGAGAGGAAUAUCCCGACAGGAUCAUGAACACCUUCAGCGUCGUGCCCUCCCCCAAGGUGUCGGACACGGUGGUGGAGCCGUACAACGCCAUCCUCUCCAUCCACCAGCUGAUAGAGAACACCGAUGAAACCUUCUGCAUUGACAACGAGGCUCUCUAUGAUAUUUGCUUCAGGACAUUGAAGCUCACCAAUCCCACCUACGGGGACCUCAACCACUUGGUGUCCCUCACCAUGAGCGGCGUCACCACCUCGCUGCGCUUCCCCGGCCAGCUGAACGCGGAUCUGCGCAAGCUGGCGGUGAACAUGGUGCCCUUUCCUCGCCUGCACUUCUUCAUGCCCGGCUUUGCCCCGCUGACAGCUCGGGGCAGCCAGCAGUACCGGGCCCUGACGGUGCCAGAGCUCACCCAGCAGAUGUUCGACGCCCGGAACAUGAUGGCAGCGUGCGACCCCCGCCGCGGGCGCUACCUCACCGUGGCCUGCAUCUUCAGGGGCAGAAUGUCCACCAAGGAAGUGGACGAGCAGCUGCUCUCUGUCCAGACCAAGAACAGCUCCUACUUUGUGGAGUGGAUCCCUAACAACGUGAAGGUGGCCGUGUGUGACAUCCCGCCGCGAGGGCUGAAGAUGGCAGCCACGUUUAUUGGCAAUAACACGGCCAUCCAGGAGCUCUUCAUCAGGGUGUCCGAGCAGUUCUCGGCCAUGUUCAGGAGGAAAGCCUUUCUCCACUGGUACACGGGGGAAGGCAUGGAUGAGAUGGAGUUUUCUGAAGCAGAAGGUAACACCAAUGACCUCGUGUCCGAGUACCAGCAGUACCAGGAUGCCACUGCAGACGUGGAAGAAUUUGAAGAGGUAGAAGUGGAAGCAGAAGCCAAGCCAGAAAAGGAAGCAGAGUAAAAAGUAUCAAAAUAUUCUCCAAAUGAACCUGUUCACAUUCACUAGAGACAAGCAAUAGUCAUCAUCUGCAUACCCAAAAUAACACAUCUCUUCAGAACUUCUGUGCAUCUGGCCAAGUAUAUCUGAUAUUACAACACAGUGCUUUUGAAAUUCAUGGCAGCUCUGCUUUACUGUCUUGAACAACUGUUGAGAUGGAAUCUCUCCUCAAACCAAUCCACUAUGAGGACACGUCAUCUCACACCAGCCUUUCCUGUAUAAAUGGAUUCACUUUUGGAACACAAUCACCAGAUACUGAAUGUACCAUACAGCCACUGGGCCAGUGUAUAUAGAUCAGGAUCUUAAGCAAUAGCAAAAUAUGCUGUCAGCUCAUCACAUGUAUUUAUUGUCAGGAAAACACAGUCCCUGCCGACUGUGAACUCGUUACUGUUUUAGGAUCAUGUGCACAUCUCUGAGGCCUCCAAAGGCAGUGACUCUUUUAUCACUCCACAGACUGAUGUAGAUCUGCAGAAACAACAGGGGGCAAAUGACUGAAUAUGCACAUUCUUAUUUUAUAAGUACUCUAAUUGUUUUAUCACAUUGCUGGCUUAUAUUAUUGCAGAGCUUGUAUUCAUUAUCAUGGUGUGGUUUGUUUCUGUUUCUAACUACAGGUUGAGUUACAUUAGCACACUAAGUUGUGAUAUUGUGUAAAAGUUUUGGUGUGGCAUUUUUUUUCCUAGGUACUAACUACUGUAAAUUUUUUUCCUAACAUUCAGUACAACAAAAAUGACAUAGAAUGGUUUGUAGUUUGUUAAUAUAAAUUCUAUGGCAGUCACUAAAACAAAAUCUUAUUUUGCCUUCGUUAAAAAAAAUUCUUGCCAUCACAGCU